UUUUCGAAAAUCUAUACUCCUCCAACAUUCAACCUCUUGUCAGUGGUAUUAGAUCUUUGAGUUUUAAUUUCCAAAUAUGAGUGAUCCCAAGUAUGCUUUUUCUUACGCUGCUCAAGGUUAUUAUCAAGGUCCCCCAGUUGCUUAUCCUUACCCUGCUCAAUUUUAUUAUCAUCAAGGUCCCCCAGUCAUGGCACCACCUCCACAGUAUGCUGCUCCACCUCCAAGGCCUGGUUUCCUUGAGGGCUGUCUCACGGCUUUGCGUUGCUGCUGUCUAAUUGGUGAGUGCUGCUCUGAUUCUUCCAUAUUCCCUGUGAGCUGAUCAUCUCUGUAAUGUAUAAUGGAGAAAAUAUUUUUUAUAAUUUAUAAAUAUCAGUGGUUUUUGUUUUA
Gossypium arboreum is the source of this 387-nucleotide messenger RNA. Its product is annotated as protein CYSTEINE-RICH TRANSMEMBRANE MODULE 11-like. The transcript has a single exon. Lineage: Eukaryota; Viridiplantae; Streptophyta; Magnoliopsida; Malvales; Malvaceae. The record is from RefSeq and is a predicted model, not a curated record. Bases 77 to 319 code for a protein of 80 amino acids.